UUGAUGAAGACUUGCCAUUGUUCUUUUAGGAUUUAAUGACUUAAUUGGUUUGGCACCAGUAGGGAAGAGGGAAAUACCCUAAUAAAAAUAUAAUGUCUGUAGUAACCAAGUUUCUUCUUACAAUUCUCAUAUUCAUGUACCUCUCAGAAACCCCAUUAGCAGAACAAAGACAUCAGUGUGUUCCUUCUAGUUGUGGGCAUAUUCAUAACAUCAGUUAUCCCUUUCGAUUGAAAAGUGAUCCAAAGCACUGUGGCCUUGAAAAUUAUGAAUUGAGCUGUGAAGGAGAUCGCGCCAUAAUCACAAUACCGACAUAUCAUGAUUGGUAUGGAUCACUGAACUACUAUGUUCAAGCCAUCAAUUACGACAACUCCACCAUCCGCCUUACAGAUGCUGGUAUAAGAGAACAAGUUAUUUGCUCUCUUCCUCAGAAUUCGAUUUCAGUUUACACUUCCCUUUUUAUUUUGUUUCUUUUAUAGAAUUAAUGCCUGGUUUUGUUAAGUUAACAGUACCAAUCACUCUCUUCAGCUGUCCAUUUGCCAUAAAUUCUCCAGUCUUUGUGGAAAUCACUAAUUGUCUCAACAGGAGUUAUGCUUCCAAUGUUUCUUCUGAUUCAUUUAAGGGACACACAUAUGCAACCAUGACUAAAUUAUCACCAUCCGAUUUGAAAGUCGGGUGUAGUGUAGACCUCAUGUCAAUGACUUCAUGGCCUAUUCAGGAUGCAUAUGCCAACAUUUCUAUUUUAAGUUUGCAUAAUGCUUUGGCAUAUGGAUUUGAGCUUUCAUGGUUUCCUAACAUUCAUUGUGGCAAGUGCGCCAACUCAAUGAUAUGUGAAGGGAAAAAUUCAAGUGAUGUUCAUUGUUUGGAUUACAGCUGCAAAACUUACAAUUUUAGAUUCUUCAAAUCGUCGUGUGCUUACUAUUCCCACGUUCUUGAUACAAUCAUCCCAUGGAUACUUCCCAUAGCUGGGCUUAGCAUUGUGCCAAGAAUCGUUCUAUUUCCAUGCAUAGUUGUAUUUCUAAUGAUUAAGUUACGAAGAAGGCAUUUGUCGAUUUAUGAUGCAAUUGAAAGUUUCCUGCACGGUGAGAACAAUUUCGCGCCCAUUAGAUAUUCCAACUCCAACAUAAGAAAGAUGACUAGGAACUUUAAAGAGAAACCCCAUUAGCAGAACAAAGAAAUC
Molecule: messenger RNA, 1177 nt
Organism: Solanum tuberosum (potato)
Lineage: Eukaryota; Viridiplantae; Streptophyta; Magnoliopsida; Solanales; Solanaceae
Exons: 4
Coding region: 482-1162 (226 amino acids)
Source: RefSeq, a predicted model, not a curated record